AUGUUAAAGUACUUCAAAUCGGUCAUCUUACUCAUCUCAAUCCCAGCAAUCUUGGCUGCUGAUUCACCAUGGCCAUCUAGCAUGAAUUCAUCCCUCAUCGGUCAAAAUUCAACUUCAUUGAACUCGACCAACAAGAAUAACUCCGCCUCUUCAGAUUGGAACCCAUCAGCUGAAUUCAAUCCAGGAACAAAUGCUCGUAUACCAUCAUCAGUCUCGGGUGCCUGUCAAGCAUUCUUGGCUAGAUUGAAUUCAAACUCUGAAGUUAAAGCCUGUACUGCACCUCUUAUGAAUGCGACCGCUUCAUUCUCUUCUGGUGCUUCGUCUGUUACACCCGAUCAAGUUCAAUCAGCUUUUCAUGAUCUUUGUGGUCCAGCUUCGGGGAAUGGUUGUCAAACUGGACUUUUUCAUGAAAUCCUGAGUCACUUUUCGGGUAAUUGUUCUGAUGAACUACAUGCUGGAAUUCCUGCUAUUCGAUCGGCUUAUGAUGUUUUAUACAUCAUGACUCCUUACAAGCGAGCACUUUGUGCACAAGAUCCUAAAACUGGAGAUUAUUGUCCGACUACUAUCGCUUCAUCUGUGAUCAAUUCCUCAAGCGACAGUAAAGAUCCUGCAAUGUCGGCCACCGAUUUCCGUACGAUGAUCACCUCCCUUUUACCUUCUGGUAAACUCGUCACUCAACUUGGUGGUAGUCUUACCCGACGUGCAAUUGCUGCUGUUACCCCUGGUCACGCUCAUCAUAACCACGACCGCCGAGAUCAUGCUUCGAUCGCCAGAUCAUCCCACCUUAAAGCUCGCGAUGACAACAGCUCUUAUACCAGCGAUACCUACACCAAUGGCAAUGUCACCAACAGUACUAUCACCAAUAGCACCUUGACCAACAGUACUUCCAACAACGGCACUUCCACCAAGCCUAAGACUAAUAGCUCCAGCUCUUAUGCCAAUAACGAUCAUCCAGACCCCACCACCUUCACGACCACCAAUCUUGCAUUCUUAUUCUUGAGUCCCACCUUACCUAAGAAUGCACUCUGUACACCUUGUACGAUUGCAGUGAUGGCAUCUUACAUUGCUUUUGAACAAAGUACACCUCAUUUCGGUGGUUUACGUGCUUCUGGAUAUUUAUCGGGACAAGUGAAGUUAUGGCAAGGGAUCACUGGAAAGUGUGGUGCUCAAUUUGCUCAAUCGAUUAGUGAUCGAGCUGGGAUUGUGAAUUUGAUGAGUACUAGUGAUGCUACUUCGAUUAAGGCUUCAUUCAAGGGGGUCGUAGGGAUCACAGUCAUGGGAUCGAUCUUGGCUUUACUGAUUUAG
Molecule: messenger RNA, 1305 nt
Organism: Melampsora larici-populina 98AG31
Lineage: Eukaryota; Fungi; Basidiomycota; Pucciniomycetes; Pucciniales; Melampsoraceae
Exons: 3
Coding region: 1-1305 (434 amino acids)
Source: RefSeq, a predicted model, not a curated record